Dictyostelium purpureum is the source of this 1483-nucleotide messenger RNA. RefSeq lists its product as uncharacterized. Bases 192 to 1160 code for a protein of 322 amino acids. NCBI's taxonomy places the organism in Eukaryota, Evosea, Eumycetozoa, Dictyosteliales, Dictyosteliaceae. Gene Ontology annotation, biological process: regulation of cyclin-dependent protein serine/threonine kinase activity. Gene Ontology annotation, cellular component: nucleus; cyclin-dependent protein kinase holoenzyme complex. Gene Ontology annotation, molecular function: cyclin-dependent protein serine/threonine kinase regulator activity; protein kinase binding. The transcript is spliced from 3 exons. The record is from RefSeq and is a predicted model, not a curated record.
GCUAUUAAUUCAAUAAUAUAUGUUUUAUUUUUUGUUUCUUUAGGCACAGCCAUAAAUUAUAUCAAUCUCUUCUCAAAUAUAUUCAAAUCCACACAAAUUUCUAUACAAAUUUUUAUCAAUAAAUAUAAAUAUAAUCAAAAAAUCAAUUGUUUAAUAUAAAACUACUAUAAAAUAUAAUUAUAAAUACAAAAAUGAAUUGUGAAUCUAUAUAUGAAAUUUUAUCAAAAGAUCUUCCAAAGUAUAGCCCAAUAAUUCCAAAAAGGGAUACAAAAGACAAUGUCUUAUUGGAUGUUUUAUGCACUGUAAUUAAUAAAUUAAUAACAAAUGGCGAUAGUUUCAAGAAUGAAAGAAGAGAAUUUUAUCCACCAAAUAGAAAACCACCAACCAUUGGAAUUGAUGCUUAUCUCGCACGUUUAUUAAAGUAUUCACCAUGCUCAAAAGAAUGUUUUGUAAUGAGCUUAGUAUAUAUCGAUAGAUUCCUCAAGAAAUGCGAUUUAAUUGUUAACUCUAUGAAUAUUCAUAGAUUAGUAAUAACCAGUCUUUUAAUUAGUACCAAAUAUUUAGAUGAUAUAUUUUAUAACAACGAAUUCUAUAGUCAAGUCGGUGGUAUAUCAUUAAGAGAAAUGAAUGGUUUAGAAGUUGUAUUUUUAUCAAUGAUGGAUUAUACUGUAAAUUGUUCACUUGAUGAAUUCAAUAAAUAUGCAAGAGAAGUUGAAAGAGCCAAAAUUAAAAUGGAAAUAUCAUGCAAUACAAUUUCACCAGAAACCAUAUCAACCUCAAUAACACCAGCAAAUAAUGAUAAUAAAAAUAUAAAUAGUAGCCAAGGUUCAUCUGGACAUCAAAACAAUGCUUCAUCUGCCCCAACAAACCCAUAUACCAAUAUAAAACACUCCUCCUCUUCCUCAUCAUCGUCAUCCUCUCAAAACUUAUCACACCAAAUUAACCCAUUAGUAUCUUUUAUUUCAAAUAACAAUGUAAAUAACCCAAACAAUAAUUCAAACAAUAAUAAUAAUAGUAAUAAUACAAAUAACUCUACAAACUCACCACUAAAAAGUUCAAUUCCUAUACAAUCUAGAAGAAGAGGCAGUUGUGAUUAUACAUCAUCCCAAUCAAACAAAGACAAACCAUUCACUACAACUCAAACCGGUUGGGUUGCUUAAAAAAUAUUCAUCUUUUAUAUAUAUAAUUAUAAAUAUUAAAUAUUUAUAUUUUCUUCCACCUUUUUAAUAAUUAUUUUAUCUUUUUUAAUAAUAAUACAGUAAAAUAAUAAUAAUAUCUCAACAAAAAUAAUAUAAAUUAAAUUUAUAUUAUAGAACUUUUAUAUGUAUAUCUUAUUUUAAUAAUCUAUACAUAUCUUUCAAUCUUUCUUUUUCCAAAUUGGUUUAAUUUUUUUUAAAAACAUAAAAAAAAAUAAAAAAAAAAUAUAAUAAAAUUUUAAUAGAUUUAGUAAUAAUAAUUACUAUAUCUAUAAUUUGUAAAUUAU